This is a messenger RNA of Penicillium verhagenii, 3588 nucleotides long. RefSeq names its product hybrid sensor histidine kinase/response regulator. Gene Ontology annotation, molecular function: protein binding; histidine phosphotransfer kinase activity; phosphorelay sensor kinase activity. Gene Ontology annotation, biological process: phosphorelay signal transduction system; protein autophosphorylation. The transcript is spliced from 7 exons. Bases 1 to 3588 code for a protein of 1195 amino acids. Lineage: Eukaryota; Fungi; Ascomycota; Eurotiomycetes; Eurotiales; Aspergillaceae. The record is from RefSeq and is a predicted model, not a curated record.
AUGAAUUCAUCCGGCUCUCUCUCCUUUCACCCACCUCCUGGCGACUCCGAGGGCGAGAGAAUUGCGGAAUUAUCGAGAUACUAUUGCACCGUUGACAGACCCGUUGCCAACGCAACAUUUGAGGAUGAAGCCCCGACAGGAGAUGAACAGCCAAGCGCUGCCUCCUUAUCCUCCGAUAUCACCCUUAACGCCUUAGCCCAACUCGGAGUAUUCCGCCUCGGGUGCAAUCGAUCUUUUGUCUCCAUCAUCGACCGCGAUAGCCAAUACAUUAUCGCCGAAGCCACCAAGUCUGUCUCUCUUCGUAUCACCGAUCAGCAUCUACCCGACGAUGGAAUUUAUCUGGGAGCUCGGAGACUUGAUUUGGAGUGGGGAGUGUGUCCUCACACGAUUAGCCUCUUCACCGGCCGAGGAGCCUCCGUUAUCGAUACGCCCAACGUGACCGCCAACCGAUCUCGUUAUAUCAUCCGCGACUUCACCAAGGAAGAUUGUUUUAGGGACCGCCCCUAUGUUCGAGAAUGGCCGCAUAUGCGAUUCUACGCAGAGGUUCCCUUAUUUAGUCCAUCGGGAUAUGUGCUUGGAUCGUAUUGUGUCGUCGAUGAUAGCCCCCGCGAGGAAUUUGGAGAUGCCGAAAUCGCCCUCUUACAGGAGGUGUCGGAUGCCAUCGCAAUUCAUCUUGAAAACACGCGCUCCGUGCAUUAUCAUCGUCGCGCAGAGCAAUUGGUCAAAGGAUUGACUAGCUUCGUCAAAGAUUAUUCCGAUUUCGAUCCGCGCGAGGUCUCGAGUGAUCACCGUCUGCAGUCCAUGGAUCAAAAUUUCAUCCCGGAUUUAGUCGAUGGCCCCGGUAGCCAGCGACCGAUGACUAUUUCCUUACCCGACAGAACCAAGGAUGGAGAGCGCCCGAGCAUACAAUCAGCUCUAACAACACCUUCCGAGGAGCCAUCUUCGCUUUUUUUCCAGGGAUCCACUUCGGGAACUACGGAACUUACUUCUUUGAUGUCCAACACAUCAGACCGUCCAUUUCCAAGUCCCAGCGAGGAGAAAUCCCUUAUUGAAUCUUUCAACCCUAGUCCUAGUCUAAGAUUGGGCUCUAAUGCAUCCCCCGUCGUGUCCAUCUCCGAACAAAUAUCUACAAUAUUUGCCCGCGCAAGUGUUAUUCUGAAGGAAUCUAUCAGUCUGGAUGGUGUGGCCUUUCUUGAUGCCGCACAUUGUAAUCCCUCAUUCCACCCUACUGAGGAUCAAGGAAACUGGGAACCACUUCCAAAACGUGCUGCCUCCUAUUCCACCACAAUGCCAGGCUCAUUGGAUCCAUUAAAUGCGCCAACGGUUGAAGUUGACGCGAUGUGUGAAAUUCUUGGAUCUUCACUAAAGACUCAACCUCAGGGUCUGUCUCUAGGUUCUACUAUUUCCGUACCAGAAAAGUUACUUAACGUUCUGGUUACACAUUUCCCUCAAGGCCAAAUCUUCGACAUCCCAUGUUUAGAAGACAGCGCAGAUGGUCAAUCCCAGUGCCACUUCGACGCUUCACUACCACCCCAGAACUUCGAAAUGAUUACUCGGCAUCUAGCGCAUAUUCUUCCUGGCGCUACAUCGGUCCUGUUCUGUCCACUAUGGGAUUAUCAUAAGUCCCGAUGGAUGGCGGGGACUCUGGUAUGGACUCGAAAUAGCCGCCAGCCUUUGGAGACAGAUGAGUUGCACUACUUCAAGGUCUUUAGUGAUGCCAUCGUUUCGGAGAUUGCUCGUAUCCACUGGAGUACUACCGAAAAGUCCAAGUUUGAUUUUAUCUCGUCCGUCAGUCAUGAGCUCCGCUCGCCGUUACAUGGAAUUUUGGCAAGUGCCGAGCUGUUGCAUACCACGUCCUUGGAACCUGUACAGGGUGAGAUGAUCAGAAUGAUUGAAUCCUCCGGAAACACUCUUCUAGACACCACCGAUCAACUCUUGGCAUUUUGCAAGAUAAAUAAUUCAUCAAAGAUCAAACAACGCCGAAAAGAACAGGAAAUCCCAUCCGAAAUCUCCAAAUUGGUCUCGGACUUUGAUCUCGGGGAUCUGGUUGAAGAGGUUACUAACAUUCUCUACAACGGUCAAAGGGCGUCAGCUUCUUCUUCAACAUCCACUGCGAAGACACCCAUUCCUAUGGACACUAUUUCGGGCAAUGAUUCGAACGAAAUGUCAGUCAUAGUGCGCAUUGAACAAUCUCUGCCUUGGCAAGUUCGAUCCCAAGCUGGUGCUUGGCGAAGAAUAAUAAUGAAUCUCCUCGGAAAUUCAAUGAAGUGGACCAAGAAAGGCUUUGUCGAAGUCUCCCUCUCCCAAUCCAGAACCAAGCCAGACUCGCAGUCUGCACUUGCACAUCUCUCAGUCAUCGACACAGGUAGCGGAAUUGCGCCUGAAUUUUUACGCCAUAAAUUGUUCUCGACAUUUACUCAGGAAGAUCCCCUGACUGAUGGUGUUGGACUUGGGCUCAGCAUCGUUCGUCUCCUUGUAACCUCACUUGGGGGCAAAAUCACAGUUAAAAGUGAACUUGGUAUCGGAACACAAGUCGACGUGUUCAUACCUGUCCAAAGUGUCAUUCAAGGAACUAGCAGCACGCUUGAUUCUUUCAGUUCAAUUGCCGCCCUGCAAUCGUCUAUACCGCAUCUUCACCCUUGUUUAGUCGCUUUUAACGGAUAUCCUGAUUUGACCGAAGCACCAACGGGACUUUUAACCGCUGAAGCCAAACGCAAGCUUUCUAUCCAGAGUAAUCUGGCAGACGUUUUCUUGUCCCGGUUCGGGUGGGGUGUUUCCUUGGCGGAGUCUCUUGAUAAGGUGCAUGGGGAUAUUGCUGUCAUUGAAGAAGCCACACUACAAGCAGAAACAACAGACCGCGCUCAAUCAUUGGAGAAAGUAGCUUCGGCCUACGGGAUAAAGUUCUUUAUCAUCCUCGGCAAGCGGGACUCUGCAUUGCACAAUACAGCCGGAACUAACUUCGUCCGGGUGUCUCAGCCAUUUGGGCCGCGCAAAAUCUUCGAUGCAGUACAGACAAUGUUGGAGGCACAAAAGGCUCAGCUGCAACAGCCAGAUGAACUGUUACUGUCUACUGUCAACCCAGACUUAGAACAAACUCCAACGUCUGUGAUCGCAAGCGACGGAGACGAGGGAGAAACAACACCCAAGGCAACUACAGAAGCAGUGGUUGCACCUUUCCCUCAGGUCGACCCCAAUCCUCCGUCAACUGGGCCAAAGGUGGUACAUGUUCUCGUUGUAGACGAUAAUGACAUUAACGUCAAGAUCAUGGCAACCUUUUUGCAUAAAAUCGGAUGUACCUACGAGACUGCCUCCAACGGACUGAUUGCACUGGAAAAAUACAUGGCAUCCACCAAGCCAUAUGACUUUGUAUUGAUGGACAUCUCCAUGCCGGUCAUGGACGGCAUCCUUUCAACUAAGAAGAUCCGCCAAUUUGAAAAAGAAACCGGCCUUAUUCCUUCCUGCAUCAUGGCUGUGACCGGUGUCGCUUCCGACGCCAUGCAUCAGCAGGCCCUGGCAGCAGGGAUUAACGAUUAUCUAAUCAAACCACUGUCACUUCAGAACCUUAAGAGUAUUAUGGGGAUUGCGUGA